CUAGAGGGAUGUCCAUGAGAGGGGAGCAAGAGAGCUGAAGGAGAGCCCGUUUCCCCAAAAUUGCUGCAGUGAGAAGAGGAGUUUGUUAUUUUAAACGGAGGCUGAAGAAACUGUAGAAUUAGCAGACAUAAGAGAAAGUGGAAAGGUGGAGGAUGGAGUUGCAGACUCUACAGGAGGCUCUUAAAGUGGAAAUUCAGGUUCACCAGAAACUGGUUGCUCAAAUGAAGCAGGAUCCACAGAAUGCUGAUUUAAAGAAACAGCUUCAUGAACUCCAAGCCAAAAUCACAGCUUUGAGUGAGAAACAGAAAAGGGUAGUUGAACAGCUACGGAAGAACCUGAUAGUAAAGCAGGAACAACCGGACAAGUUCCAAAUACAGCCGUUGCCACAAUCUGAAAACAAACUGCAAACAGCACAGCAGCAGCCACUCCAGCAGCUACAGCAGCAGCAGCAGCAGCACCACCACCACGCCCAGUCGGCCGCCCCCUCUCCCAGCCUGACCGCUUCACAGAAGACUGUAACUACAGCUUCUAUGAUUACCACAAAGACACUACCUCUCGUCUUGAAAGCAGCAACUGCGACCAUGCCUGCCUCUGUUGUGGGCCAGAGACCUACCAUUGCUAUGGUGACCGCCAUCAACAGUCAGAAGGCUGUGCUCAGCACUGAUGUGCAGAACACACCAGUCAACCUCCAGACGUCUAGUAAGGUCACUGGGCCUGGGGCAGAGGCUGUCCAAAUUGUGGCAAAAAACACAGUCACUCUGCAGGUUCAGGCAACACCUCCUCAGCCCAUCAAAGUACCACAGUUUAUCCCCCCUCCUCGACUCACUCCACGUCCAAACUUCCUUCCGCAGGUUCGACCCAAGCCUGUGGCCCAGAAUAACAUUCCUAUUGCCCCAGCACCUCCUCCCAUGCUUGCAGCUCCUCAACUUAUCCAGAGGCCCGUCAUGCUGACCAAGUUCACCCCCACGACCCUCCCUACCUCCCAGAAUUCCAUCCACCCCGUCCGUGUCGUCAAUGGGCAGACUGCAACCAUAGCCAAAACGUUCCCCAUGGCCCAGCUCACCAGCAUUGUGAUAGCUACUCCAGGGACCAGACUCGCUGGACCUCAGACUGUACAGCUUAGCAAGCCAAGCCUUGAAAAACAGACAAUUAAAUCCCACACAGAAACAGAUGAGAAACAAACAGAGAGCCGUACCAUCACUCCACCUGCUGCACCCAAACCAAAACGGGAGGAGAACCCUCAGAAACUUGCCUUCAUGGUGUCUCUAGGAUUGGUAACACAUGACCAUCUAGAAGAAAUCCAAAGCAAGAGGCAAGAGCGAAAAAGAAGAACAACUGCAAAUCCAGUAUACAGCGGAGCAGUCUUUGAGCCAGAGCGUAAGAAGAGUGCAGUCACAUACCUGAACAGUACAAUGCAUCCUGGGACCCGGAAGAGAGGUCGUCCUCCAAAAUACAAUGCAGUGCUGGGGUUUGGAGCCCUUACCCCAACAUCCCCCCCAUCCAGUCAUCCUGACUCCCCUGAAAAUGAAAAGACAGAGACCACAUUCACUUUCCCUGCACCUGUUCAGCCUGUGUCCCUGCCCAGCCCCACCUCCACAGACGGUGAUAUCCAUGAGGAUUUUUGCAGCGUUUGCAGAAAAAGCGGCCAGUUGCUUAUGUGUGACACGUGUUCCCGUGUGUAUCAUCUGGACUGCUUAGACCCUCCUCUGAAAACGAUUCCCAAGGGCAUGUGGAUCUGUCCCAGAUGUCAGGACCAGAUGCUGAAGAAGGAAGAAGCAAUUCCAUGGCCUGGAACUUUAGCAAUUGUUCAUUCCUAUAUCGCCUACAAAGCAGCAAAGGAAGAAGAGAAACAGAAAUUACUUAAAUGGAGUUCAGAUUUAAAACAAGAACGAGAACAACUAGAGCAGAAGGUGAAACAGCUCAGCAAUUCUAUAAGUAAAUGCAUGGAAAUGAAGAAUACCAUCUUGGCCCGGCAGAAGGAGAUGCACAGCUCCCUGGAGAAGGUAAAACAGCUGAUUCGCCUCAUCCACGGCAUCGACCUCUCCAAACCUGUAGACUCUGAGGCCACUGUGGGGGCCAUCUCCAACGGCCCGGACUGUACCCCCCCUGCCAACGCCGCCACCUCCACGCCGGCCCCCUCCCCCUCCCCCCAGAGCUGCACAGCGAACUGUACCCAGGGGGGCGAGACUAAAUAACAGAGCCCCGCCAGGAGAAGCCGCAGGCUCCCGGCGGCCAGGAGAGCAAAAACACUGAAGACUCUAGAAAAGCAAAGCCGGAUUUCUUCUGGAAAGUACAGAAUUCUUUUGGUUCUUUGGUUCCAGAGAGAGAGAAGAUGCUAGUGCCGGGUGGCACCGGAGUUUGCCAAUUGAUCCUUCUUAUUCUGUGUGUACAUGCAAAGAUUGGACCAUGUUACAUGAAAUAGUGCCAGCUGGAGGUUCUUUGCCAGCACCAUGCCAAGUGAAAUAAUAUAUUUACUCUCUCUAUUAUACACCAGUGUGUGCCUGCAGCAGCCUCCACAGCCACCAUGGGUUUGUUUGCGUUUUGUUGGGUGGGGAGCAGGGACGGGCGGAGGGAGGAGAGCAGGUUUCAGAUCCUUAUUUGCCGAGCCGUUUGUUUAGGUAGAGAAGACAAGUCCAAAGAGUGUGUGGGCUUUCCUGUUUCUAAACUUUCACUACUAUAAAACCAAAAAAAAAGGAAAUCGAGAUUUAACCAACCCCAGUGCCCAGAGGAGGGAUGGGAGGGAAUGGGAGGGAGCCGGGGUGGGAAAAGUCUAUCAAAUAAGCAGUAUUUCCUAUUGUCCGGGGUGGGGCACAAUGCACGGGGAAGUGGACACCGAGGACAGCCACGGGGUCCUUCUCCCGCACACUCCGCCUCCUGCCCCGGACGCCCCCACCACUCCCCGCGUUCCUUCCCCGCUUUGGCAAAUUGGCGCGCAUCCCCGUGGAUGAUCCGGUUACCUUCCCUCUCCAAGAACAGGCAAGAGGCCUGCUUGGCGGGCCAUUGCCCGGGGCAGGGAAGAAGGGUGUGUGUGUCCAGGAAGGAAAACAAGGUGGAUCAGUGAUUUUUACUUGAAAACAAGCUCCAUCCCUUUUCUAUAUUUAUAAGAAGAGAAGAUUCUGAGCGAAGCAGCACGCGACCCAGGUGUGUGUGAAUUGAAUGGAGAUGUGUUUCUUUUCUCUUUUUUUAAAUUUUUGUUUUGUUUUGUUUUCUUUAAGAAAAAAGUUUUAUUUUGUUGUUUAUUUUACUUUUUUGGUAACAAAAACUAAAAUAAGGAAUAGAAAAGCUGUUUUUCAGGCUGACAGUCAAUUAAGGGUAGUCGAGGCCGUGCAUGGUAGAAUAGGAAUCAUAGUGUCAGUGAGGUCCAGUGAGUCCGUGUGAGUCCUUGUGUCAUCGUUCGGGGCACUGUUUUUUAUGCAAGGGCAAAAAUCUUUGUAUCUGGGGAAAACAACAACAACUUUUUUUUUAAUUAAAAAGGAAAAUAAAAGAUAUUGAGGUCUUCCUAGUGUUACUUAAAUUAAGAUCAAGGUAAGAAACAUUGUAUAAAAAAAAAAUUACAAAAGUGCUAUUUGUUUCCUAAAAACAGUGAUUUCUAUUAAAAAGGUGUCAGAACUGGAGAAAAUGCUGUGUAGUUAUAAUUUUUUAGCACAGAACCUGCUGAUCAUGAUGACAUUUUGCUGUGUUUGUGUCUCAAGACUGGUGGGCUAGUCUCCAUGAUUUCUGUCCUCUGGACGACUGCAGCCCUGACGGGCAGCGGCCAAGCCCUCCCACUGCUCUCCCCUCCUCGGAAAGGACUGUCCUCUCUUC
Neomonachus schauinslandi (Hawaiian monk seal) is the source of this 3804-nucleotide messenger RNA. RefSeq names its product PHD finger protein 21A (gene PHF21A). Gene Ontology annotation, cellular component: histone deacetylase complex. Gene Ontology annotation, biological process: negative regulation of transcription by RNA polymerase II. Lineage: Eukaryota; Metazoa; Chordata; Mammalia; Carnivora; Phocidae. Gene Ontology annotation, molecular function: chromatin binding. The record is from RefSeq and is a predicted model, not a curated record.